UUUUUUUUCUUUACUUCUCAUUCCAUUUAAGAUCACAUGAACAAUCGAGAUCCCACCCAGGUCAUCACCACCCCUCCUUCCGCUACCACUCCUUCCUCCCCUUCCUCCCCUUGUCCUUCCUCCUCUGUCCUUUCCUCGCCCAAAAACCAUGCAGAGGAUUCCCCCUUGACGGGUCUUUCAAAGAUCAAGGCCACGGCCCUUCUGCUCAAACAAAAGGUCGCUGGUACCAGCAACAAACCUCAGAAACAACCCAACAAGAUCGCACAUCCAUGGAGUCUCAAUUCCUCUUCUCGGUCUUUUUCCUGUCCUUCUCCUACUUCUCCUCAAAGUCAUCGUAGUGGAGGAGAAGAAGGAGCUAUAACCCCUCAAGGUCUAAAGAAGGAAUCUAUAAAAGCAAUGAUUGUUGCGAGAGAAGAUCCAUCCCUGAGUUGUAAUAAAAUGGCUCCUUCAGGGACACAACCUGCACCAGCAGCUCAGAAACGAGAUUCUGCCAGGGCAAUCAGCUCUACUGCAGCUGCAGAUGCAGAUGCAGAUGUUGGUAUAACCGAGGUUCAAUACUCACCCAAGCUUUCAGAGCAACAACACCAGCAAAUUCAUUCUCCUCCCCUUACUCCUACAGCCAUUAGCGAAAGCAGAAAUAACAGCAGUAGCAACAACAACGACAAUGACAACAAUAAUAGUAGUAAUAAUAGUAACAAUAACAACAACGAUAAUAAUAAUAAUAAUAAUAAUAAUAAUAAUAGCAGUAGUAAGGGGGAGGAGAAAGGGGAUAUCAAGAAUGACAACAGUGAACAUAUUUCCGUGGUAUGCGAAAGACAUCAGGAUCAGCAGGACAGGAAUCAUUCGAUCCUUACUAAUCCUACUAGUCCUACUAGUCCUACAAGUCCUACAAGUCCUACUGGCUCAGAUGCAGCAGGCAGGAGGUCAACAAGGAGAAGGACUACGCGUGGAGAUAUGCUCGCACCUAGCCAGUUUGCGCCUUCACCGUCUUCAUCUACACCGUUGUUCAUGAGGGCCUUUCAAAAUCCAGAUGCUGCCACACUCAUACCCACAUCCGUCAACAGUGGUAGUAGCAACAACAGCAAUGACGGCGAUGCCUUCAAUACCCAUGUUCAUUCAAGCAUGGUCGCUACCACACAGGAUACCUCACGCUCACGCGGUAGUCGUAAUUCUCGAGCAGCAGAAACAAAUCAGCCUUCGGCUGUUUCACCUUCGAUGCAAACUGACACAGUUAGUGUAGAAAGACCAAUAGUAAAGAACGGUAACAACAAGAGUGCUACAGAACCAAUGACGCCAACAACACCCACAACGCCCAAAGUGUCAUCAUCAGGAGGAGCAGCGACUAAAGCAAAUUUGUCUGUGCUCGAUCAACAAAAACAACAACAACAACAACAACAGCGACAGCAACGACCAUCACAUACCCCACGUCGUCAUACGACCUCCACUAGCAGCCCUAGUUCGAUGGCCAUCGCAUCAUUGUUUGAAAAUUCUGUACCACCAUUGCCUACUCCGUCAAUCAACACAGCAUUACGACAGUUCCAAACCCCUAAAAUCCCUGCCAACCUGGUCCAGGCCCGGAUUAUGCAACAAGAGGAACAGAGACGAAGGGAUGAAGAAUUAGCAAAGAUUCCUAUUACCGCUAAUUUGAGAACUGUAAAGAAGAUUCAGGCUGUGUUGAUUGAUGAUGAAGAGGAACUGGCUGCUGGUGCUUCCGGUUCUGGCGCUGUCGAGAAUAAUGAAUCAGGGACACCUCCUUCAUCAUCAUCAUCUUCAUCUCCGUCUACUUCAGCGCCAUCAUCAUUGGGUGUCAAUUCCGGAUUAAUAACUACGCGACCCCGUUCAAAGACAGCUACUUCGAGUACUGUGAUGGUGUCAACUCUCGUUGGUGGAAAGCAACGAGGGGAUCGUAACCAUGUUGGAACUGUAGCUAUCCCUAAGAAGCUGGCUGAGCAGGUCGAGAAUAUUCUGGGACGCAAACUUGCAGGCAAGGGAAACGUUCUGGAUGAGCGCGAAAAAGAACGCGAGGAAGAAGAAGCCCGCAAAGCUGCAGAGCCAUUGCCUCCCAUUGUUCGUGGCCAGCCUCGUAAACGGGCUUUGACCUCAGCUCAUAUUCGAAAUCUAGUCUCCUCUUGGGAUCACAAAGUAGAGGAAGCUAAAGAGAUUACAAUGGAAGCAGAGCAGAUUCGGCAAUUCUUGGAGGAACGGAGUACAGCCCAUGCAGAACUACCAAAGUUUUCAAAAGUGCCUCUUUCGGGAAGUGAAUUGUUGAAACCUCUGCCAUCGUUGCCUCCACCUCCACCGGUCAUCGCUCCCUCUGGUCAUUCAAAGAGCAGCAAAUCUUCUUCUUCUACAACUACUAAAAAAGAUCAAAGUCACAGGAGUGGACAUGCUAAAACCGCUAGUGGUGGUGCAUCUCCAUACAUGUCUUCAUGUAAUGGAGGUGACAGAAGUUCGUCUUCAUCCUCUUCCUCCAGUCUGGAUUUGAAUAAUAAUGAAUCAAACACAGCAGUAACAGUAACAGUGGCAGUAACAGAAACAGCACCAGUUACAGUACCAGUUACACCAGCCAUUUUGGUGGAAGGUCAAGAUAUUGAAAGCGAGAAAAUCUCUACCCCUGCGAGCAAACCAUCUAUUACACUGGAAUCAUUGGAUACCAAGAGGAGCGGUCAAGUGCUGGAUAACAAGGCCGUGAUCAGUCGACCACGUCGUGCUGGUGUCCGUAGAGCCACUGUGAACGCAGUAAAUAUGUAACGAACGAACGAACAAAGGAUAAAAAUCUAACGAUGAAUAACGAUGAAAAACAAUGACAACAAAGACAUACAUGAGCCCAUUACCCCUUCCCAUCCCUUCCGCAGG
Lobosporangium transversale is the source of this 2856-nucleotide messenger RNA. RefSeq lists its product as hypothetical. Bases 37 to 2751 code for a protein of 904 amino acids. The transcript is spliced from 3 exons. The record is from RefSeq and is a predicted model, not a curated record. Lineage: Eukaryota; Fungi; Mortierellomycota; Mortierellomycetes; Mortierellales; Mortierellaceae.